Coccidioides posadasii C735 delta SOWgp is the source of this 1945-nucleotide messenger RNA. RefSeq lists its product as uncharacterized. NCBI's taxonomy places the organism in Eukaryota, Fungi, Ascomycota, Eurotiomycetes, Onygenales, Onygenaceae. Gene Ontology annotation, cellular component: Ubp3-Bre5 deubiquitination complex; ribonucleoprotein complex; cytosol. Gene Ontology annotation, biological process: ribophagy; protein deubiquitination. Gene Ontology annotation, molecular function: mRNA binding. The record is from RefSeq and is a predicted model, not a curated record.
ACAACCACGUCCUCCAUCGACUUCCCAUCCAUCCACCACUUCUUCUAGACUUCUUAUCUUUCUACAGCUGUUUUUUUUUCCCAGCCUUCACCUUAUUUUUCGAUUCCCAUCGCUUUUGAUACUUGAGUCCCAGUCGCGGUUUCAGUUCUUUUCCUUACAAAAGCUUCUUUGACCUCAGCCUUUUUUCUUCUCUCCUAACGCGACCCUGAAAAAGUUCUUUACCGCAGUGCAACGCGCUACGACCCUGUUCUCUUCCCAGCACGCCGUGCUCUGCAGCUCUUCUACACCUCUCUAUUCAGAUUAGAAAAAGCUUCUAGACCUCGAUCAGCCUUAGCUAUCGCUAAGAUUCCCAGUCUUAUUCCACGGGACAACCUCAUAUAAUUUAAAUUUUCGUUUAUCCUCCAUACUCGACAAAGUUUUCGAAAUGGCAACCGAAGCUCCAUCUCACGUCAACGGAGCUUAUACCCACCACCAGCCCGCUCCGUACCACGCUGAUCGCUACCCUGCCGCUAAUGCACCGCAUACUCACCAGCCGAGCAACGCUUCGACUCCGGCUCCUCCACCGCAGGAAGCCAAGAAUGACAUCCCCAAGGAAGAAGUUGCGUGGUUCUUCGUCGAACAGUACUACACUACCCUCAGCCGGACCCCUGAGAAGCUUCACCUCUUCUAUUCGCGCAAGUCUCAGUUUGUCUCUGGAAAUGAGGCGGAGAAAGUUGGCGUUUCUGUUGGCCAAACUGCCAUUCAGGAUCGCAUCAAAUCUCUUGAUUUUCACGAUACCAAAGUCAGGGUUUUGAAUGUCGACUCCCAGGCUUCGUUCGAUAACAUCUUGGUAUCUGUUAUUGGAGAGCUGUCUAACAGGUCUGAGCCUCCACGCAAGUUUGUCCAGACCUUUGUCUUGGCUGAACAGAGAAAUGGAUAUUAUGUUUUGAACGAUAUUAUCCGAUUCUUAGUUGACGACGAUGGAGAGGCUAUUGCCGACGAGCAAGACGCCGUGGAGGCCCCGGCCGCAGAGGCUCCUUCUGAGCCAGCCGAACAACAGGCUGCUCCUCAAUGGCUUGAGACUGAGCGCCAAGCUGAUACCGAAGCUGCGGCACAGGAAGUUGAUGAGAAGCUUCAGGAGUCCGUGAAAGAAGUUGUUGAGACUAAGCCUGAGGAGCCUGAAGCAGUUGUCGAGCCAGCGCAGGCUGCCGAAGUCACUACUGAAGCUUUGCAGCAGGAGAAGCCCAAGGAACCUGAACCAACUCCCAUCGUCUCACCGCCCAAGGCUGCAACCCCUGCUGCUGAAAAGGAGAACAUUCCUCCAGCUAGGCCUGUCUCCAUGACCUGGGCUUCCAUUGCUUCUUCGAACGCCAAUAAAGCUGCCGCUGCCGCGGUCCCCACGCCUGUCGCUGUGCCACAGGCUGCCCCAGCCGCACAGCCCAAGGUCGCAGCUGCUCCUUCCCAGCCAGCUCCUCCCGCUAAUGGUGAGAGCGCUCCAAGCCAAACUUCUUCGACCUCAAGCUCUGAAUGGCAAACUGCCGGCAGAGGUCGCGAUGACAAUGUGCUUGCAUACAUUAAAAACGUUAACGACAAAGUCGAUGCUGCCCUCCUCAAGCAGACUCUUCAGCGCUUUGGUAAGCUCAAGUAUUUUGAUGUCAGUCGCCAACGUAGCUGUGCUUUUGUGGAAUUUGCAGAUGCUGCUGGUUACAAGGCCGCCGUCGCAGCUAAUCCUCAUCAAAUUGGCACUGAACGUAUCACUGUGGAAGAGCGACGUCCACGAGCCACUGCUUACGGAGGCAAUGCUAGUUAUGGCCCUGGUAGGGGUGGUGCUGGCCGUGGACGUGGCGACCGUACCGCUAGUCAAGGUCGUGGUGGAUUUCAGAAAGACUCUGGACGUUUCACUCCUAGAGGCGGCCGCGGCGGCACUAUUACUCCCAAAGGUCGUCCCCAGUCCCAAGCCGUAUGA